Messenger RNA from Saprolegnia diclina VS20, 2219 nucleotides. RefSeq lists its product as hypothetical. Lineage: Eukaryota; Oomycota; Saprolegniomycetes; Saprolegniales; Saprolegniaceae. The record is from RefSeq and is a predicted model, not a curated record. The transcript is spliced from 12 exons. The coding region runs from base 9 to 2219 and encodes 736 amino acids.
CGACCGUGAUGGAGUCGGAGCCGUCGAACCAGACGCCGUCCACGGACAAACCAUCAUCCGAGCGCAAGGCGUCGGCAAUCGCCGAGGCGCGGCAGGUGUUUGAAGCCCGACAUCGAGCUGUCCAGGCGCAGGACGUCUACCUCUUUGGCCGGGACCCAUACGCUGGCGACCCCGCGCAGACCAAGCAGGGCGACGUGGCCGCCAUCACGGACGACUUUCCACCCGAGCACAUGAUCCUCGAGCUCAGUGCAGGACACGAGUGGUCGGCAGCCUUGAUGCAAGACAAUAGCGUCUACACGUGGGGCAGCAACACAGGCAUCCGCAUUGUUCGCAUCUCUUGUGGUGGUACGCAUGGGGGGUUCCUCGCGGAUACCGGCGCGCUUUACAUGGUCGGGGACGGCCGCUAUGGCCGCCUCGGCAACGGCUCGAUGGAGAUGGCGCUGACGCCCGUGCAGAUAACGUGCACGUACGACGCGCUCAAGGAGCGUGGUCAGGCGCUUGGGACGUGGCCCACGUUCCUUGACGAGCGAGGGAUGAAGCGCGACGAACCAACGACGUUUGCGGACGUGAGCUGCGGCGACCGACAUACGCUCGUGCUCGUGCGCUCCAUGGCCAUCGUCAAGCAGGCGGUGCUGGCGUUUGGCGACGGCAGCAACGGCCGCCUCGGUGUCGGCACGGACAAGGACCACACUUUGCCGUGCUUGAUCGCAGCGUACAAGACGCAGCAAGGCAUCGUGUUUCCGCCCAUCCAAAGAAUCCACGCCGGCCCGAGCCAUAGUCUCGCCAUCACCCACACGGGCGAACUCUAUACGUGGGGAAACGGUGGCCACGGACGCCUCGGCCAUGGAUGCGAAGAGAGCGACUGGUCGCCGAAGCGCGUCGAGUACUUUGCCCUCACUGGUCCCCAAGCAACAGCGACGACAAUCAAGCAAGCUGUCUGCGGCGGAAGUCACACAUUAGCGCUGGAUGCCCAAGGCCGUGUGUACUCGUGGGGCCGAGGCGACAACGCGCAACUUGGUUUUGCUGACUUCAAAGACGCGUGGACACCCCACGUCGUCUUGCCUAACGAGGCGACUCCCGGUGUUGUUGGUCGCGCGAUCGCAGCAGGGCGACUGCACUCAACCGUGAUUGACACGCGCGACCAAGUGUACAUUUGGGGCGACAACGCGUUGGGUCAGCUGGGCUUACCACCGACGUCGGUACCAUUCCAACCGACGCCGCUGACGUUGCCUUCGUCGGCCAUCGGCGGCGCGUCCGGCACGACAACCGUAGCGCUGGGGGAUCUCUACUCGCUUUUCGUGGUGAAGCGGGACGAGACGUAUCAUUUCCACAAGCUCCGGCUCUUGAACGAGAACGCAGACGAGAGCGGAGCCAGUCAAAAUAGCGACACCGCUGAACAAGUCAGGUCGCCUCGAAAGACAACGUUUUGGUCCCGGCGGCCGUGGCGACGUCAAGCGAACGAAGCGCCGGCAUCGAGCGCAACGACGAAAUGGUCGUUCGCGAUCCACGAGCCCACCGAGUCGCUCGAGUUGCCGUCGAGCACGGAUCGGUUUCUGCAUUUAAUGGCGACGACCAAGAUCGCCAAGCGCCUGCCACAAAUGAACCGCCAAGCGUCCAUGGAAGCGAUGCACCGCAGUCACGCCAAGCUCGCCACCUUCCAUCUGACCCAAGCCGACCACGAGCCCGAGUCGAGACGAAUUGCACAGCCAACAAAGCCAGUUGUUGUAAAAGGGAUGGCUUCGUGGCGGGCGCGACGGACAGGGACGACGAAACACACGACGGCGGCAUUUGGGUCGGCACCGCGGUUCCACUACCGCAAGCCAUCAACCGUGACCCCGACCACAGCCAUCGUCGUAGAGACUCCGUCCAAGCGACACUCGAACAACUACUUCGGUCUUGCCAAACGACUCGAAGCUCCCGUACUACCGACCCCAGGCCCCGGCGCGUACGACAUCCCGCGUAUUGCAGUGCCGGAACGGGUUGGGACGCCGUUUGGAUCGACGGCGCCCAAGACUCUGUGCUUGACCAAACCGCCGUACACGCGCGAAGCGCUCGAGCUCCACCCCGAGUCGGCGGCACCCCUCGUUUACCCAACGUCACCCAGCAUCAAGAUCGACGACGGCCAUGGCUAUAGCCGCGUCGUGGGGCGCCAACUCGCCAAAGGCAAGGGCAGCACGCCAGGCCCCGGGGCCUACAACCUACCCAGCGCUUUGCAGUAG